Molecule: messenger RNA, 1910 nt
Organism: Dothidotthia symphoricarpi CBS 119687
Lineage: Eukaryota; Fungi; Ascomycota; Dothideomycetes; Pleosporales; Dothidotthiaceae
Product: glycosyltransferase family 21 protein
Exons: 2
Coding region: 192-1910 (572 amino acids)
Biological process (GO): glucosylceramide biosynthetic process
Cellular component (GO): membrane
Molecular function (GO): ceramide glucosyltransferase activity
Source: RefSeq, a predicted model, not a curated record
CGAUCAGCAAAAAUCCCACAACCCUCACACCCAUAAAAUGAAGCUUUCACCCUCCCAAUCCCUGAACGCGUACCUGCCUUAGCUUGACCUGACCUGACUUGCCACGUGCCCAACAUCGCCAACAAUCACCUCCGCAAACCUCCGCAACCCGCGAUUCGCCAAAACACCCUCACCUCCCUCCCACCCUCUGGAUGACACAGCUUUCGCACACGAAUGGCGCGCUCGCUCCAGCCAGCGGGGCAGACGACAUCGGCCUGCUGCGCACCAUCAUCGCGAGCGGGUGUCUCGUGUGGUUUGUGUUCAUAUGGCUGGUAUGCGGGAUAGGUUUCACGCAGCUAUUCAGAUACUACUCCACGCGCCCCCAACCCGCAGUAUGCGUCACCAAACUCCCCGCAACCGACGUCCCGCACGUCACCGUAAUCCGGCCCGUCAAGGGCCUCGAACCGCGCCUCUACGAGUGUCUAGCCGCCACGCUGCGCCAGACAUAUCCCGCUGGCAAGAUCGACACCGUGUUCUGCGUCGAGGCGCGGUCGGACCCCGCGUUCUCCAUCCUCGAGCGCUUGUGCCGCGACUUUCCGCGCGCCCAGGUCCGCAUCCUGGUCGAGGAGGAGGAUCCGCUGUUGCUGGGGGGAGGGCGGGACGCGCUGGGGCCGAAUCCUAAGAUUCGCAAUAUGAGUCGUGCGUAUCGCGAGGCGAGGGGGGAUGUGGUGUGGAUUCUCGACUGCAAUGUUUGGGUGGGCAAGGGCGUGUGUGGGCGCAUGGUCGAUCUGCUGUGCGGGUUUGGAGAAGGGAAGCCCACGCGGUAUAAGUUCGUGCACCAGACUCCCGUCGUGGUCGACCUGGACUCGCAGACCAUGACGGUCCAGAACCGCAAGGAGCUACUAGGCGGCCGCCCAGAAACACACCCAGACGAAGCCGAACAAGCCACGCAAUCCGCCGCAGCAGCAUCCUCCACACCACCCAGCUCCUCCUCCGCACUAACCCGCCUCCUCCAGCGCGCCGGCGGCCGCCUAGACGAAGCCUUCCUCUCCUCCGCGCACGCAAAAUUCUACCUCGCCAUCAACACCGUCGCAGUCGCCCCCUGCGUAAUCGGAAAAAGCACAAUGUUCCGCCCCUCCCAACUAAACCACAUCACGGCUUCGAAUCCCCUGCGCGCACCGGGCAUAGAUUAUUUCUCCGAUAACAUCUGCGAGGACCAUCUCAUUGGCGAUGCGCUGUGGAAGGUGCCGCAGCCUUUCGAACAGAAAGGCAGUAAAGAAGAAGGGGGGGAUAAGGGGGGGAAGUGGAACAAACACGCCAUGCUCUUCGGCGACCUGUGUUUCCAGCCCACAAGCCACACACCCGUAGCUGCAUACCUGCACCGCCGUAUCCGCUGGCUGCGCGUGCGGAAAUUCACUGUCACGCUUGCGACUUUCGUGGAGCCGGGGACGGAGUCGCUGGUUUGUGGCGCGUAUGGCGCGUAUGCACUUACCACGCUGCCUUUCUUCGCUCGUAUGGGUAUUCCGGGUACGUGGGCGGCUUUCCUCGCCAUCUUCCUCUCGCAUACGGCGCUCUGGUGUGCGUCGGAUUAUCUGGUUUACCUCCUCCUGCACUGCGCGAAGACGCUGGAAAUCGACUCGCACACCCCCGACUUUGUACUGCCUACCUCGUCGGCUGUCACCCAACCCCUGCUCCCUAAACAGCCUCAACUAAGAGACGGCGCGCGCCGCACGUUCCCGGAGUUCCUAGCCGCGUGGCUGGGCAGGGAGGUGUCUGCGCUGCCGGUGUGGAUUGUUGCGUUUUGGGGGGGGGUUACGGUUGAGUGGCGGGGAAGAAGGUUUUGGGUGGGGCUGGAUAUGAGGGUGCAUGAGAUUGUUGAUGAGGGGGAGAAGAAGGGGGAUGGGAAGGGUGAGGGGAAGAGGAAAGACUAG